AUUGCUCUGCUCACUAGUUCCGUUUCGUAUGCGUGCACGUUGUUACGUAUGUCAGAGAACACGAGGAAUCGCGAGGAACGAGACGAAGAAAGGCGAGGCAAGGUAAAGUAAUGCUAAACGACGUUGUCAACGAGCCUCGAUCGGAAGGGGGAAAUAUGGGGGAAACCGGUGCGUUACGCGCUCCAGGCGCGCACAUGAGUGUCAAUUGGCGUAUCAGCAGUCCAGUCUCGGUGUCCAGCGGCGUAGGUGGACAAGCAACGACAGUGCGAGCACGAGCACGACAACGACGACGACGAGGACGAUGACGACGACGACGACGACGACGUCUAGGUCUACAACUGUGGCGUCGAAUAUAAAUUUGACGACGCGGCAGCUGUAUCUGCAACCGGGUCAGCGGCCAACGUUGGCGAACGCGUGUCACAGCCCGUUGCCGUUUCCAUGCAGGCCGUGGACGAGCGAAACUGGCGUCGCCGCCGCCGUCGCCGCCUCUGGCAACAUUGGGAUUAAAGGGAUUAUAGCGGGUGGCAUCACUGGAGGCAUAGAAAUUUGCAUCACAUAUCCAACAGAAUAUGUAAAAACACAGCUGCAACUAGAUGGAAAGGCUGGUGCUGGCAAAGAAUAUACAGGCAUAGCUGACUGUGUGACUAAGACUAUCAAGACUCGUGGAUUUUUUGGCCUAUAUAGAGGCUUGUCUGUUCUGCUUUAUGGUUCCAUACCAAAGUCGGCAGUGCGAUUUGGUGCUUUUGAAUCAGUAAAGAAAAGAUUAGUGGAUGCAGAUGGGAAGCUCAAUCCACAAAGAAGACUUUUGGCAGGUCUUUGUGCUGGAGUAUGCGAAGCUAUAUUUGCAGUUACUCCCAUGGAAACUAUUAAAGUAAAAUUUAUUAAUGACCAACGUUCUGCAAAUCCAAGAUUCAGAGGAUUUUUUCAUGGAGUGCGUUUGAUUGUGAAGGAACAUGGUUUUAAAGGGGUAUAUCAGGGAGUAGUACCUACCAUUUUAAAGCAAGGAUCCAAUCAAGCUAUCCGUUUCUUUGUGAUGGAAACGCUUAAAGAUUGGUACAAAGGAGGUGACAAUACUAAAAGUGUUCCAAAAAUAGUUGUUGGCAUAUUUGGUGCAGUCGCUGGUGCGGCAUCCGUUUUCGGAAAUACUCCUAUCGACGUUGUUAAAACUAGGAUGCAGGGAUUAGAAGCUGCGAAAUACAAAAGCAGUAUGGAUUGCGUGGUUCAAGUAUGGAAGAAAGAGGGUCCAAUGGCAUUUUAUAAAGGAACCAUUCCGAGAUUGGGCAGAGUAUGUCUAGACGUCGCUAUAACAUUUAUGAUUUACGAUUCCUUCAUGGAACUUUUCAACAAAGUCUGGCCUUAGGUCUGUUACUUUUUCUCAUGUCGCAUAUACAUGUUACAUUGAGUCACAUCAAAGACAAAUUUUGCAACUAUCAUUUACAUGUUAAUAUACGCGCGCAUUUUUUAUAAGCAUAUUUAUACUAUAUAUUUUUCAGAGUUUAUUUAUAUUUUUAGUUAAAGUAUGCGCGAAAAUUUAUUGCAUUGACAACAAUUAUUUGCAUCAGUGAUGCAUUAAAACUUACAAAACAGAAAAAAACAUCGCGAGUGCAUUUGACGCAUGUCGAUCUAUGAUAUAGAUAAAUAAAACUGCAUUUGCGCUUUAUUUAAUAGCGUAAUAUAUGCUAAACGCAUUUAUGCACGCAUUUAUUUAAUACGCGAUGCAACAGUAGUGUUAUUUCAAUCGUGGAAGUUUUGCGUUUGGUUGGUCGUUAAGAUAAUACAUUUUACGCUGUAGAACAAUAUUCUGUGACAACGUACAUUCCUACAAACAUAUUCUUUCCAAGUACAUAUACAUAGCUAUAUACUAUAUACAUAGCUAUAUAGCUAUAUACUGUUUGUGCGAAUUUCUAAGGUGAGAAAAUAGUCUGUGUAUAAUAGCUGUAAGUCAUAUCGUACACAUGCCAACACAAAUUUAUAUUUACAGUUAAUAUAUACAAUUAAUACCAGAAUAUAUUUAUGUACUAUUUUGUACAGAGAGAAAGAGAGAGAAAGAGAAAAAUAGCACUUAAUAAGUACUUGUAGAUCAACAGCGAAACCUCUAACGAUUUUGUUCUUAAACACUUUCUUUUGUUGAAGAAUUACACAUGAAUGUUGCAAUGACACACAAAAAUAAGAGAGUGUAUAUUAAUAAAAAAAAAUAUAUAUAUGUAUAUCAA
Molecule: messenger RNA, 2213 nt
Organism: Odontomachus brunneus
Lineage: Eukaryota; Metazoa; Arthropoda; Insecta; Hymenoptera; Formicidae
Gene: sea
Product: putative tricarboxylate transport protein, mitochondrial
Exons: 4
Coding region: 302-1360 (352 amino acids)
Biological process (GO): mitochondrial citrate transmembrane transport
Source: RefSeq, a predicted model, not a curated record